Messenger RNA from Clonostachys rhizophaga, 786 nucleotides. NCBI's taxonomy places the organism in Eukaryota, Fungi, Ascomycota, Sordariomycetes, Hypocreales, Bionectriaceae. The record is from the annotation of a GenBank genome assembly.
AUGGGGUUGUCAGGAGAGGGGCUCUUGGCCUUCGAGUGGACGAUGAUUGCUGUUACCAUUGUUCUUGUCGUUGCGCGUCUCCAUUUGAGGUUCAAUUACAUCGGAAUUGGGUUGGUGAUUAGUGACUGGUUCAUCUUCGCCACUUUAGUAUGCAAUACAUUGUUGACAUGCACCGAUACAUAUCUAUACGUUCGGGGUGUUUGGUCUGAAAGUAUCGACUACUACAUAGCUGGCUGGGUAAUAUCAGAAAAUUACGAGCUUACAGUGCUCAAGAUCUUCUACGCUUCAGUCUUCCCGUGGUAUCUAGCGCAAUAUCUCAACAAGGGAAUAUUGAUUACGCUCUACUACCAUGUAUUCGCUCAGCAGAGCGGCAGAAUUCGGACAUCACUUCAUGUUCUAUCAUGUUUCACGAUUUCCGCAUUCAUCGUCACAGUCUGCGUAAACCUCCUCUUAUGUAGUUGGGGCUGCCAUUGGACCGUGAGUAAUCUUUGCUCGUCGUCAUGCCUGAAUCGGCAGGACAAUAUAGCAUUUGCGCUACAUUUUGCUAAUGAUGUCUGGAUUUUUGUCUUCCCCCUUGUUUUGAUCAGCCAGCUGUGCAUGUCUAAGGCCCAGAAGAUCAGCACGAGCAUCACUUUCGGUCUUGGUAUUCUCAACAUCGGUAUUACCUUCACUAGAUGGCUCAUCAAUCAGACAACAAUUGGACCAGACGAAGACCUUGCUACCGCUGCCGAGGGAAAUACAACCUUGAAGAUCAACGGCCCUGACGUGGAGCACGCACCUGCUUGA